UUGUGUGACGUAGAUAUUACACCACUGCCAUGCCACGAGGGGAAGACGACGACGACGAGGGCAUCUUAAAAACACUACUGAGGAACUGUCCACUAGUGCUGCCUAAACAGCGAUCUCAAACUUUUAUUAAAUACAUUGCCGCCACACUGACCCAAUUUGCCAUGAGAGUUUAAAACGAAGUGAUGUUAUUGUAGGGAACAACUUUCCUGAUUCACCUGAACAACCCGAACCCUCCAAUACUAUAUGGUCACAUGAUCAGAAAUGUGAGAAACGCUCAGUAGAAAGUGGAACUAAAAGUUAUGAAAGACUUGACAUGAUUAGCAGUGAUUUGUCAAAUGUAAGAUAAGUGGCCGUAAAAGUUUGAAGUCUAAUCCAAACCCAGAUUGACACACAAGACGCAUAGUGCCUUGCGAAACGUUGGCCCUUCAUUGCCCCCUGGUGGGACUCUCCCCGAGUAGUUUUGUUUUGAAUCUGAAAACAUUAGCACUCGAGUAGUGGGUGAGGUGUGAAGGAUCAGAUCACUACGAUCUUCUGACUUUUACAUUUUUAUUUCUUUAUUGUUUGUGUAGUAGACUUUCAUGCUGUGUGUAAAAUACAGCCUUCACAGAUUUGUUCCAUUACUGUGUGGACAAUUCAACGUUGGUAGAAGUGCGGAUCAGUGAAAACACCGUACUCUGAAGGUUACUGAAAGAUGGUGGAUCGCUUGGCAAAUAGCGAAGCUAACUCCAAGCGCAUUGCGGUCGUGGAGGGCUGCUUCGGCACUGCUGGACAACCGCUGGCCAUCCCGGGCAGAGUGCUUAUUGGGGAGGGUGUGCUCACCAAGCUGUGCCGCAAAAAGCCCAAGGCUCGCCAGUUUUUCCUUUUCAAUGACAUUUUGGUAUACGGCAACAUCGUCAUCCAGAAGAAGAAGUACAACAAGCAGCACAUCAUCCCACUGGAGAGCGUUACUAUCGACACUGUGGCUGAUGAGGGCGAGCUUCGGAAUGGUUGGCUCAUCAAAACACCAACCAAGUCGUUUGCGGUGUACGCCGCCACAGCCACAGAGAAGUCAGAGUGGAUGAACCACAUCAACAAGUGUGUGUCGGACCUGCUGGAGAAGAGCGGCAAGUCGCCCACGGGCGAGCACGCGGCCGUAUGGGUGCCAGAUUCGGAGGCGUCAGUGUGCAUGCGAUGCCAAAAGGUGAAGUUCACACCGGUCAGCAGACGCCACCACUGCAGGAAGUGCGGCUUCGUCGUGUGUGGCCCUUGCUCCGAGAAGAAGUUCCUGUUGCCCAGCCAGUCAUCUAAGCCUGUGCGUGUAUGUGAGUUCUGCUACGAGCAGCUCUCCACAGGGGCUACGCUGCCACCUCGCUCGAACUCAUACAGCCGCACCAACAACAUCUCUGAGGAUGAGGAUGAAGACGAUAGCAGUGACUGAAAACCUUCACUUUUGCUAUUUUAGGAAUAUUAUCUUCAGUUCAGGUUCCAGUGCAUUAGUGUCUUGUUUUUCCUUAAAGGCUUUGAAAUUAACAAAGAUUCCAUGAAGGUUUAUGGUGAUUUUAUUUUUAGUACAACAUUAAUGAAAUGGCAUAAUAAAUUUACCCUGAAAGUGUAGACACCAUAGGCAUAUAGUCGAACUGCAGUAUGAAUCCUAAGUUCCUGCAUUCACAAAAAAUAUUACUUGCAGGCUCACUUAGCCUUUUGCAGAUAACAUUGAAACAACUGUAGGAAUUCUAACCAAUCCAACUCGCUCCUGCAGAAUAUUUGGAUCAAUCCCAUUCGCUCCUGCAGAAAGCCUGACUAAAAUCACCUUCUAACCACAGUUCAUUUAGGUUGUACCCAUCCAUGAUAUUUUCUAAUGAAUUGAGAUGGUCAAUUUUCCCAAAA
This is a messenger RNA of Ictalurus furcatus (blue catfish), 1866 nucleotides long. RefSeq names its product pleckstrin homology domain containing, family F (with FYVE domain) member 2 (gene plekhf2). The record is from RefSeq and is a predicted model, not a curated record. The transcript has 2 exons. Bases 692 to 1417 code for a protein of 241 amino acids. Gene Ontology annotation, molecular function: metal ion binding; phosphatidylinositol binding. Lineage: Eukaryota; Metazoa; Chordata; Actinopteri; Siluriformes; Ictaluridae.